Molecule: messenger RNA, 2094 nt
Organism: Zasmidium cellare ATCC 36951
Lineage: Eukaryota; Fungi; Ascomycota; Dothideomycetes; Mycosphaerellales; Mycosphaerellaceae
Exons: 1
Coding region: 1-2094 (697 amino acids)
Biological process (GO): protein ubiquitination; Ras protein signal transduction
Cellular component (GO): cytoplasm
Molecular function (GO): zinc ion binding; ubiquitin protein ligase activity
Source: RefSeq, a predicted model, not a curated record
AUGCCUUCCUACUUCUUUCACCUCAAACUCGAGCUGUAUUCAUCGCCCGCGACUACUGCGAGCAAGCGGCGCAAACUUCACCAUCGACCAAGCUCCAGAGUCUUCACGCCUUCACCGGGCUCCGACAUCUUCAAAACCUCUCUGCCUGCGCAUCGAACAAGUAGGUGGACCAGCUACAGCUUCAGCAAAAGCACGAACGGGUACAACUCAGGCUCUGAUCGCUCGGAUUCGCCGCAUCACCAUACACUCUCCCCGCCGACUGAGCACACCGAAUCGCACGGCGAUGCGCUGCUUCUGCCUGAGCGGAGCCUGCGACUGAAGAAAGAGCCACCGGGGUCGCCACGAAGUACACCGAACGUCAAGCAUUCGAACGAGGCCGCCGCCAAAGACUGGCGAUACGACGCCGUAGAGAUCGAGAGUAUCGAUAUGGACUCCAAAGCAAAGAGCCCAGCAAACGGGGGACUACCCACCAAAGCGGUAUAUCUACCUUCAGACCCAAAGACAACAGACGUUGGAUGGGGAGUCGUGCAUUUGUAUCGCGAUGCGGAGGAGAGCUUGAUACUAGACGAGCAUGCCGCGCCGAGAAAGAGCCUGGGUCAUGGUGAGCAGAACGGCUUCAGCCAAGAAGACUGCACCACUCUCUGCAUACUCGCCGUUCCCUCAUGGAUGAUGCCAUCAGAUCUGCUUGGAUUCGUGGGCGACCAGGCACGGGAAGAUGUAUCACAUUUCCGUCUCAUUCGGACAGGAAGAGCGAACAAGUACAUGGUCCUGAUGAAGUUCAGAUCGGCAAAGAGGGCUCGCGACUGGCAGAAGUUAUACAAUGGCAGACUCUUCAGCGCCGCAGAGCCUGAGAACUGCCAUGUUGUAUUCAUCAAGAGCGUCGAGUUCUUGAGUCCAGACUCGGAUGUUGGUGCUGGUAGUACCUUCCCACACAACACGAAUGAUCCUUUCACAUCUACAGACAACAAGAGUACCAGCAUAUCAAGUAAACCCUUGGCGCCACCACCCCCGAAUCUCCUCGAGCUGCCAACAUGUCCUGUUUGCUUGGAGCGUAUGGACGAGACUACAGGACUCCUUACCAUUCUCUGCCAGCACGUCUUUCACUGCGCGUGUCUUGAGAAAUGGCGAGGCUCGGGAUGUCCGGUCUGCAGAUACACACAUUCACCAUCGUACACAUUCCCAUUCCCGCGGCCAGAAGACGGAGCAGAAGGGGAGGGAGACUCGGAGCCGUUGUGCUCAGUCUGCGACAAGACUUCAAGUCUGUGGAUCUGUCUGAUAUGUGGCAAUGUUGGCUGUGGUCGUUACGACGAUGCACAUGCCUACGCUCACUACGAAGAGACGAGUCAUUGCUACGCCAUGGACAUCAACACUCAGCACGUCUGGGACUAUGCAGGUGAUGGAUACGUUCAUCGACUCAUCCAGAGCAAGCCUGCCCCUGAGCCAACUGGCAAAGGAUUCAUUGAUCUCCCAUCUCGAACGCGCCAUGAGAAUGAAGCCUUCAGGGCCGAGGGCGGCGACAGCGUACCGCGAGACAAGAUGGAGAGCAUGGCCACGGAAUAUACCUAUCUCCUGACGUCGCAACUCGAAGGUCAGCGCCACUAUUUCGAAGAACAAGUCGAGCGUGCAGUCGACAAAGCUGCCCAGGCAUCAGCUCGAGCUGAAGAAGCAGCCAUCUCCGCCAGCAAAGCUCAAGCCGAGCUACAAGAAGCCCGCACCGAACGACAAAGUAUGGCAGAUACUCUCUCACGGAUGGAGAAAGCACUCGACAAGUCCGAGAAAGCACGCACCAAGUUUGAGCAGAUGGCGCGCGACAUGUCGUCCCAGCUUCGAGAGGAGAAGACGAUGAACGAGGGCUUGCUCAGCAAGAUCAAAGUCGCCGAAGAGAAGACCGAAGCUGCAAAGAAAGAAGCUGAGAAAGCCAAGGAAGAGAAGAAGGAUCUGGAAGAGAUGAAUCACGAUUUGACAAUGUUCAUCUCGAGUCAGGAGAAAGUCAAGGAGUUGCAGGCGCAGGGUGAGGAGGUUGUUGAUGGGAGUGUGAGUAUUCCUGACCCGCCACCAGCGAAGAAGGGGAAGGGCAAGGGGAGGAAGAAGUGA